AUGGAGGUCUCUAUGCCCGUGCUGCCUUCACAGCAUACCGACUACGCCGACGCGUCGGCCGUCGCCGCCGUUCGCCACCAUCGUCUUCCCCUUCAGGAAUCCACUGGCAAUGUGCAACCCCAUGCCAGCGGCCCCAACAGUGCCAGCAACAGCAACCCGGCCUCGGGCUACUGCUCUCCAGUCACCGCCGUGCCAGCCGUCGUCUCAUCGGCCGCAUCCACAUCGCUGCCGCUUGUCUCAUGCACGCCAGCCUCUGCCACGCCAACACCUUCCAUUCCCACGCCUCCCAUUGUGCCUACGCAGUCGCUUGACCGCCAGCAGCAGAAUGCCUACCACCACAGCCAGCACCAGCAGCAGCAGCAGCAGAACCUGUACUCGGCAGGGUCCCUGGCCAAGCCUCUCUACCAGCAACCAUCACAACACCAUCACAACGAGCAGCAGCAGCUUCUGGCAAGACGCCAGUCGGUUGUUCGCCAUCACAAUGCGAGCAGCCUCGCCGGCAUGACCGGCCCGCUGGCGGGCAACAACCUGCUCAGCAACACCUACUAUGGCCAUCCUGGUAUCCACUCAGUGACGGGUGGCGCCUCCAACAACACCGCCCUUGCGCUACAGGUGGCCGCAGCGGCUCAGACCAACACGGAUGUCAACCCCAUCUACCUGUCGCCACAGUUUCAGGCCUACCGCAAGAAACAGGGUGAGAAGGACGACAAGACCGAGCAGAUCUGGCCGGACGUCCUGGAGGAUGCCUUCCUCGACGCUCUUCUGCUAAUCCCGCAGAUGGGCCGCAAGAAGUAUGCUAUGCGCGGCCAGCUGCAUGGUCGCAACAUGCUCAUCAGCGAGUACCUGUGGGUCGCCUACUGCCUGUCGCUGCCGCCUGGCGCGAAGCCCGACCGCAAGAUGGCCCGUGGCCGCAAGCAGGUCUCCAGCCACAUCCAGGUGCUCAAGAACUUUUUCAUCCACCAUCGUACCGGCCCAGCUGCUAACAACCCAGACCACUUUUUCUUCCCCAGCAAGGAGAAGAAGGAGGACAGCCGCAAGGACGUUGUCGAGAAGGAGUCCUUCAAGGACAACCCGGUCCUGCGCGCCCUCUUCGAGGGACGCCUGCCCGACGAGCGUCCCAACUACGAGUACUUUGGCCAGCUGUUGGCGUCUGAUGCCCUCGUGGCGGUCCGCCCCAGCCUCUGCUGGAUUCUCGUGUCUUCGUCCGCCGUCCGCUUCGAGAGCGAGGGCCACCGCCGCGGCGAGGCCUUCAAGAGCGAUGGUCUGCCCCUCGACGGCCGCAUGUACCCGCACCUCGGUCUCAACCUUAAGCGUGAGGAGUGGCCCGAGCGUGGCAAGAUCAUCCGCGGCACCCUGUUGCAGGAGUACACGCGCGCUCUCAGCCAGAAGGAGGCCAGCUCCGUCCGCGAGGUCUCCCAGGACUGGGAGGAGCGCUUCCCCGGCCCCAUGAUGGAUGCCCUGGACGGCAUUGUGCGCGACGACCUGCGCGACAUUCUGCACUUCCACGUCACCCUCGACGUCCAGGAGCCUGACCGGUUCCCCGAGGGCUCGGAGCUGAACAGCCUCGUCGAGGUCACCAUUGAGCAGCCCAACCUCCAGAACCACCGCUGGAAGUCGGUGACCCGCCUGGCUCGCCCAUGGGAGCUGAUGCCGAGCGGUGCCACCGCCGACGAGGGCACCAACGAUGCCGACCAGGUCCCCGUCUCGGUCAUCACGCGCGAGAUUGGUAACCAGUACAUGCACCGCCCUGGCUGCCACGGCGUUGGCAACGGCGGCCACUGCGACUGCUUCCACGGCUCGCGCCUGCGCCGCCAGCAGCUGGCCGUGCCUUUCCCGGCUCCCGAAUGGGCCACCAUGCUGAGUAUGCUCACCGGCUACCGCAAGCAUCCGCUGGAGCCCGAGAACGGCAGCGACGGCUCGGAGAUGUACACCACGACCCAGCGCGCCAGCUCCCUCAAGAAGAGCAGCAGCAGCAGCAGCAAGCGGUCCUCGUUUGGGUCGACCACGACGACCACAACGACCACCACCUCACGCCGCCAUAGCAACGAUGCUGGUGACGAGACGGGCGAUGAUAGCUUCGUGUCGACCUCAUCCUCGGGCAGCAACGGCAGCAAUGGUGCGCCUCCCACGCAGAUGGAUCUGGUUCGCAACAUUGCCAUGCUCCAGGAGCUGUGGUCGUGCGGUCCUUCGUCGGCCACGACCACCUCGUCGCCGCCAGACGAUGGCGCCGCCGAUGGACAGACCUGGACACGCCGCGCUGUGAUCCUGUGGACCUUUGAGACGGUCUACAGCGUCAACGAAAAGAAGAUGGAGGUGGUCAAGAGCCCCGCGGGCACUGGCUGGCGCUUCCUGACGACCAUUGACCCCACGUCGCAGUUCCACCAACAGCAGGCUCUCGUGACGCCGGCCAUCAAGGCUCAACAGCAGCAGCAGCAGGCAGCAGCGAUACAGCACCAGCAGGCCCAGGCCCAGGCCCGGUACCAGCCGCAAAUGCACACACCGGCACACCACCAGCAGAUGGGCUACCCCACGAGCCGCGACAACAUUAUGUCGCCGCACCCGGGCUACCAGCAGCAUCUCAAUGCCGCUAUGAGCGAGCACCUGAGCGGCGCGGCCUGGGAUCCCACCAUGGCAGCGGCUGUGGCUGCAGCCACCGGCUAUAGCAGCAUGUCGACCACGACUGCCACUGGCUACAACCCCGCGGCUCCUGCGGGAACCGUCUACCGCCAGCACCACUCGCUGUCGCCGCAGGCACCGCAGCCCUAUGGCGUGCCGUCGCCUCUCAACCUGCUGGACACGACGGCCGCUGCCUAUGGUGCCGGCCUGACCACGCCGCCACCCACAGCCUCUCUCCCUUCGCCCUACGACCACCACCAGCAGCCGUCGUCAGCCGCCAGCGUGGGUGCGUCCAACAACGGUGGCAACAACCCCUACACCCACCACCCCCAGGGAUUCCAGAGCCAGCUGAGCUUCAUGUCGGCAGGCUCGACGGCCUCGGGUAGCUCGCCCGGUGCGGAAAACCACCACCACAGCCACCACAACACCCACCGCGCCCAGCACCAUCAGCAGUCGGUCCAAAUUGACCCGUUCCUGGCGGGCGGCGGCGGUGGUGGUGGUACGUCCGGUGUUCACCAGCACCACCAGACGACGGGCGGUGCCAGUGAGCUGCCCGACUGGGACGCCAACGACAUGACGUCGGCGCUCGAGGGUUGGCCGGCAGUGAACGGUGCGCCUACCUCGACCACGACCUCCACAGCACCGCAAACCCGCGGCCAGAAGCGUGGCCGGUCCGAUAGCCUCGACGGCGGCAACGGUGGCUUCCCUGCGGCGUCCAUGCCGAAGCUCAACCACAACGGCUUCAACAACUGGCGGUAA
This is a messenger RNA of Sporothrix schenckii 1099-18, 3375 nucleotides long. RefSeq lists its product as uncharacterized. Gene Ontology annotation, cellular component: transcription regulator complex. Lineage: Eukaryota; Fungi; Ascomycota; Sordariomycetes; Ophiostomatales; Ophiostomataceae. Gene Ontology annotation, biological process: regulation of transcription by RNA polymerase II. Bases 1 to 3375 code for a protein of 1124 amino acids. The record is from RefSeq and is a predicted model, not a curated record. The transcript has 2 exons. Gene Ontology annotation, molecular function: DNA-binding transcription factor activity, RNA polymerase II-specific; RNA polymerase II cis-regulatory region sequence-specific DNA binding.